Spea bombifrons (plains spadefoot toad) is the source of this 2916-nucleotide messenger RNA. RefSeq names its product proteasome 26S subunit ubiquitin receptor, non-ATPase 2 (gene PSMD2). The transcript is spliced from 21 exons. Gene Ontology annotation, biological process: regulation of protein catabolic process; proteasome-mediated ubiquitin-dependent protein catabolic process. Gene Ontology annotation, molecular function: enzyme regulator activity. NCBI's taxonomy places the organism in Eukaryota, Metazoa, Chordata, Amphibia, Anura, Pelobatidae. The record is from RefSeq and is a predicted model, not a curated record. Gene Ontology annotation, cellular component: proteasome regulatory particle, base subcomplex; proteasome storage granule; nucleus. The coding region runs from base 89 to 2788 and encodes 899 amino acids.
UUACGUCUGACGUUGGAUUACGUAAACCCGGCGUGUGCGCGAAUUGGUCGAGCGGGUAGUCUUGGUAAAGAGAGUGUGAUCUGGAGAAAUGGAGGAACAGAGCCGGAGCCAGCAGACCCCACAAGCCGGGAAGGGGAAAGAUGGGAGCGGAGAACCCCGCGAUUCCACAAAGGAUAAAGACAAGGAUAAGAAGGAAGAGCAGGAGCUGUCUGAAGAAGACAAGCAAUUACAAGAUGAGCUUGAAAUGUUGGUGGAACGAUUGGGGGAAAAGGACAGUUCUUUGUACAGACCUGCCCUGGAAGAACUGCGCAGGCAAAUCCGGUCCUCCACCACCUCCAUGACAUCUGUUCCAAAACCCCUUAAGUUCCUCAGGCCACAUUAUGGAAAGCUAAAAGAAAUCUAUGAGAAUAUGGAAGCCGGAGAGAAUAAACGUUUUGCUGCAGAUAUCAUUUCCGUCCUAGCCAUGACUAUGAGCGGCGAGAGGGAGUGUUUGAAGUACAGACUUCUGGGCUCACAAGAGGAACUGGCAUCAUGGGGUCAUGAAUAUGUCAGACACCUGGCUGGGGAGGUUGCCAAGGAGUGGCAGGAGGUAGAGGAAACUGACAAGUCUCAGCGGGAAUCCCUGCUCACCUUGGUGAAAGAAAUUGUCCCCUAUAACAUGGCACACAAUGCAGAGCAUGAAGCCUGUGAUCUUCUGAUGGAGAUUGAGCGCAUGGACAUGCUGGAGAAGGACAUUGAUGAGAAUGCAUAUGCUAAAGUGUGUCUCUACCUGACCAGUUGUGUGAGUUAUGUCCCUGAGCCUGAAAGCUCUGCCCUCUUGAGAUGCGCGCUAUCGAUCUUUCGCAAGUUCAACCGUUACCCAGAAGCGCUGCGUCUUGCGCUGAUUCUCAAUGACAUGGAGCUUGUGGAGGACAUCUUCACCUCCUGCAAAGAUGUGGUUAUACAGAAACAGAUGGCGUUCAUGUUGGGCCGUCAUGGUGUCUACUUGGCCCUGAACGAAGAUGUGGAAGAAUAUGAGGAUUUAACAGAAAUAAUGUCUAAUGUUCAGCUUAACAGCAAUUUCCUGGCACUCGCGCGAGAACUGGAUAUCAUGGAGCCGAAGGUCCCGGAUGAUAUCUAUAAGACACACCUGGAGAAUAACAGAUUUGGAGGCAGUGGGUCACAAGUAGAUUCGGCACGCAUGAAUUUGGCCUCCUCGUUUGUGAAUGGGUUUGUCAAUGCUGCCUUCGGACAAGACAAGCUUCUAACAGAUGAUGGCAAUAAAUGGCUUUACAAGAACAAGGAUCAUGGUAUGCUCAGUGCUGCUGCUUCUUUGGGAAUGAUUCUCCUGUGGGAUGUGGAUGGUGGGCUCACCCAGAUAGACAAAUAUUUGUACUCCUCUGAGGAUUACAUUAAGUCUGGAGCUCUCUUGGCCUGUGGAAUUGUGAACUCUGGAGUGAGGAAUGAGUGUGAUCCUGCUCUGGCACUUCUGUCUGAUUAUGUUCUGCACAACAGCAAUACAAUGCGUAUUGGAUCUAUUUUUGGGUUAGGUCUUGCAUAUGCUGGCUCAAACCGUGAGGAUGUCCUGACCUUGCUACUUCCAGUAAUGGGUGAUUCAAAAUCCACUAUGGAAGUCGUUGGGGUAACUGCUUUGGCCUGUGGGAUGAUAGCUGUCGGAUCUUGUAAUGGGGAUGUAACCUCUACAAUUUUGCAAACUAUUAUGGAGAAAUCUGAGCAGGAGCUGAAGGACACAUUCGCUCGCUGGCUUCCCCUUGGUUUGGGGUUGAAUCACUUGGGGAAAGGUGAAGCUAUAGAGGCAAUCUUGGCUGCGUUAGAGGUGGUUCCUGAGCCAUUCCGAAGCUUUGCAAACACACUGGUUGAUAUUUGUGCCUAUGCGGGAUCUGGAAAUGUCCUGAAAGUUCAGCAGCUUCUUCAUAUAUGUAGUGAACACUAUGACUCAAAGGAGAAAGAAGAGGAGAAAAAAGACAAGAAGGAAAAGAAAGAAAGCACAGCUGAUAUGGGGUCUCAUCAGGGGGUAGCAGUACUUGGAAUAGCUCUUAUUGCGAUGGGUGAAGAAAUUGGUUCAGAAAUGGCACUGCGCACUUUUGGACACCUGUUGAGAUAUGGGGAACCCACACUCCGCAGAGCAGUCCCCCUGGCUCUGGCUCUUAUCUCUGUCUCAAAUCCAAGACUUAAUAUUCUGGACACACUGAGCAAAUUUUCCCAUGACGCAGACCCUGAAGUCUCCUACAACUCAAUUUUCGCCAUGGGAAUGGUGGGCAGUGGCACAAAUAAUGCACGCCUGGCUGCCAUGCUGAGACAGUUGGCACAAUAUCACGCCAAGGACCCAAACAACCUGUUUAUGGUGCGACUGGCACAGGGUCUAACUCAUUUGGGCAAGGGCACCCUCACACUUUGCCCAUAUCAUAGUGAUCGGCAGCUGAUGAGUCAGGUGGCGGUGGCUGGAUUGUUGACUGUACUUGUAUCUUUCUUGGACGUCAGAAACAUUGUCCUUGGAAAGUCACAUUACGUAUUAUACGGUUUAGUAGCUGCAAUGCAGCCCCGUAUGUUGGUCACAUUCGACGAGGAGCUUCGACCUCUACCAGUAUCUGUGCGAGUUGGGCAGGCUGUGGACGUCGUUGGUCAGGCUGGAAAGCCUAAGACAAUUACUGGUUUUCAGACACACACCACUCCGGUUUUACUUGCUCAUGGGGAGCGAGCGGAGUUGGCUACAGAAGAGUAUCUGCCAGUGACUCCCAUCCUGGAGGGCUUUGUAAUUCUGCGCAAGAACCCGAAUUAUGAUGUGUAAUGGCUAAGAAUAAAAAAAGUCGCUAAAAAGGAUGGGGUACGGGCCUAUAUAAGGCUCUAAGGGGAAUUGAUGCUAGUUGUGUUUUUUUUGUUACUGUAUACAGAUAAUUAAAUAAUUUCUCAACCAUC